GCGUUGGUCGUCGUCACACCACAGUAAUCGAUGAAGAUGCGCGGGCUUACGUUCGGCCUUCUGAUUGUCUGCGUCCUUGCUGCCGUUGAGUCGGGCGUUCGGGCUGCUCCGGCUACAGACUUGGACGAAAAUUUGAUUUUCUUCGAGAACAAUCAAGAUGAGAAGGGUUACAACUUUGCGUACAAAACGAAAGACGGCCAGUUCCGGGAGGAGCAGGGUGUCAUCAAUCCGGAAACGGGAGUGCUGACGGUGUCGGGAGUGUACGGAUACGAAGGUCCGGAUGGAAAAACUUACGAGUACAAUUAUGAGUCCGAUGAGAAUGGGUAUCGUAUUGUGACUAAGCCGCCGCCCGUAGGCUUUGCUCCGAUCCCUAACGCAGUGCUGCUCUCCCUCGUCGGAUAAACGAGUGA
This is a messenger RNA of Anopheles darlingi, 410 nucleotides long. Its product is annotated as endocuticle structural glycoprotein ABD-5-like. The record is from RefSeq and is a predicted model, not a curated record. Bases 31 to 402 code for a protein of 123 amino acids. NCBI's taxonomy places the organism in Eukaryota, Metazoa, Arthropoda, Insecta, Diptera, Culicidae. The transcript has 2 exons. Gene Ontology annotation, molecular function: structural constituent of chitin-based larval cuticle. Gene Ontology annotation, cellular component: chitin-based extracellular matrix.